UAGUACGUUCUUCCAUGUAGCAAUAAUGGAGCACGGGAGGGACUGGAACUGCUCCCCGUCCCAUCCAGAUCCGGCCGCCUCUCUCCUCCCGAUGCGCGUUUGACGGCGCUCGUCGGCGGCAAGACACUGGAAACAGCGCCGCCCCGUCCUUGCACCGAACUAUUCUAGGGUGAGUACGCCUCCCCCUGCUCGGAUCUUUUCUACUGUAGAAGUGUGAUGUCGGGGGCCCUUGUAAGAACUAGAGCAGAGGAGGAGAACUAGAGCAGGGAGGACCAGCUGGGUGGAGAAGAAAACAAACAGAGGAUAAUUUGGUCUCUUCAUCUACUCCUAAAGGCCGCGAUGGAGCACCGCAGCUGCAGUCAGGCCUCCAUCUCUACGGCUCAAGCUCCAACUCCAAGCUCAAGCAAGGACACUACUACUGGGGAAAGGUUACCCUCUGAAGCCAUGGGGCCAAUAAGUCUACCAAUGAUAUUAUUACAGAAAAUCACAAAUAAUUUCUCCAAGGAGCGACUACUUGGUCAAGGCGGCUAUGGAAAAGUUUACAGGGUAAGAAUCAGGAGAACUCAAAAAUGUGUCGUGUGACACGUAACCAACAUACUCCCUCUGUCCCAUAAUGUAAGACGUUUUUUGACACUAGACUAGUGUCAAAAAACGUCUUACAUUAUGGGACAGAGGGAGUACAAAGCUCGUAACUAACAUUUCUUGCUUGUCAUAUGAUGUGUGCUGGUAAUACAUCUUGAGUAGGGUGUGUACGACGACGGACAAGUGAUUGCUGUGAAGCAGCUCCAUAAUACUAUGCAAGAUAUUGAUGAUAAACAGUUCAUACGUGAGUUUCAUAACCUUAUGAUGCUAAAUCAUCCAAACAUUGUACGGUUGGUUAGCUACUGCUAUGAAACACAACGUAAGCAUAUAGAGUUCGAAGGAAGAAUUGUUUUUGGUGAAACAACAUAUAAAGCACUUUGCUUUGAGUAUAUGCCCAAAGGGAGCCUUCAAAAGCAUCUGUCUGGUAUGAGGCAUCUCCACUUCAAGUAUACUAUAUACGUACUUAUUAAGCAUGUGAAGAUAAUAUGCCAUCUACUCAUCUAUAUCUGGGUUCCACUGAUAACCUCUUUGUACAAUAAAUUUGCAGAUGAAUGUAAUGGACUUGAUUGGCAAACACGUUACAGAAUCAUCAAAGGGGCUUGUCAAGGUCUAAAGUACCUUCAUGAAGAUUUAGAAAAACCAUUUUACCACUUGGACCUAAAACCAGACAAUAUACUUCUAGAUGAAAACAUGGUCCCAAAACUUGCUGAUUUUGGUUUGUCCAAGCUCUUCGGAGAAGAAAAAACCAGGACAACACAAAGUCCUAUUGGUACCAUUGGAUACAUGCCACCCGAAUACAUACUUCAGAACUUAGUCUCGAAGCGUGGGUGUUGUAAUGACCAAGAUAAUUGCAGGGCCUGGUGGCCAGACCAGUGAAAUGAAUUACCAAGAGUUUCUUAAUCAAGUACAAGAAAAUUGGCGAAAAAGGUUGCAAGGAGAAUGGAGUUCUCCCGAGCCAGUAGAAGCACAAUGCCAGCAAAUAAAAAGAUGCACGGAGAUUGCACUGAGCUGCAUGGAGCUGGACAGGCACAAAAGGCCAAGUAUAGUGGACAUCAUACAUGAACUUAAUGAGACUGAAGUUUUCAUUGAAGAGAAUUGGCGUUUACCGCAGGACGAGCUCAUAUACAACAAUCUGGCCAAUGGGUUCCACGAGAUCACCGAGCAGGUUUUUGGUGCAUGUCCUAUGUCCAUUUCCUUCCCCUAUCAUUCUGAGCAGAAUGUCAAUCUGGGCAGCAUUGAUUGGAUUACAAGCGACAUCAUGCACAAAUAUACUGAGUGGAAGCAAUAUCAGUUAGACACUCAACCCGAGUGUAAGCAAUAUACUGAGCCUGCUGCUCCAACUGAGGCACCUCUUUGGCAAGUUCCAGCUUUCGGAGGCCUUCGUUCCGGGAUGGAGAUGCGGGCAGGAUUUGAAAUCGGCGAGACACCAGGAUUUCCACAAGAGGUGGUGUAUAUGAGCAAGCUGCGGAAAUUGAAGAUUUGGUUGGCUGAACCAAGUCAAAAAAACCUAGAUGGUAUUUCACAGGCCUUCCUAAAAUUAAUUCGUGAUGGAACCAAUGAGCAUGAUCUUAACCGGUCUGUACCCAUGGACUUCCAAAAGUACUUGUGGCAAUUCAUGAAUACUAUAACCUCGGAUGUUGGCAAAAUGGACCUAUUUGUCUCGUUCAUGCAGGGUUACGAUUUGGACCAAUUACCUCUCAAGGAGCUGUGCCUUUGGUCCACUGGUCUGAGCUGGAGGGCUAUUCAAGACGGGCUGAGCAAGGUUCGAGGACUGAAAUAUCUGAAGCUUAUUGAAGAUAACCUUGGACGGGUAGAUAUACUAUUUGAAACUGAGCACCUCAAAGCCAUUGAUCGGAUAUACAUCGAGUGCAAGCGAACGCUGGAAGUAGCAAUCGCAGCUCGCCCGAUGCCUAAAAUUGUGUCAGUUCAUAUCCUCUGUCAAGAUCUGCAUGUUGUUCAUGAUAAUCCUCUAUUCGAAAUGACACGCAUGGCAAAUCUCAAGGAAGUCGUGCUCCAUAAUCAAGUCGAGAGUAGAAUAAGAGCUGGACUGGUACGAGCUGCAGACGCUCAUCGUAGUAGGCCCAAAGUUUUGUUCCUCGAAUAUCCAACAGUAAUACAGACUUCUGAAUUGGACGGGCGCAAAUCAUCGACGGAACCACCUUUCAUUUUGCUGGCAUGAUCCACAAAACGACUUAUUUAUGUGUAGAGCUGCGGCCGGUUUCGUUCUGGCGCCUGGAUCGUUGUACCUAUGCCUGUUGGCGUGCGCGCGCUACGUGUACUCUGUCUGUAGCUCUGGUGGCUUUGCCCACUAUGUAAUUUCUUUUCGAACCAUUUGCCACUAUGUAAUUUCUUCUCACCUAAAAAAAGAUGGCCUCUGCCUUUUUUCCAGCGAUCAGGGUUGGAUAUCGUGUUUGGCUCUUCUUCUUCUCUUGAGAAAACAGAGGAAUAUAGUGUGCCUGAACUA
This is a messenger RNA of Triticum dicoccoides, 3046 nucleotides long. RefSeq names its product cysteine-rich receptor-like protein kinase 26. The record is from RefSeq and is a predicted model, not a curated record. Gene Ontology annotation, molecular function: ATP binding; protein kinase activity. The coding region runs from base 1418 to 2761 and encodes 447 amino acids. Gene Ontology annotation, biological process: protein phosphorylation. NCBI's taxonomy places the organism in Eukaryota, Viridiplantae, Streptophyta, Magnoliopsida, Poales, Poaceae. The transcript has 5 exons.